Puccinia graminis f. sp. tritici CRL 75-36-700-3 is the source of this 2562-nucleotide messenger RNA. RefSeq lists its product as uncharacterized. NCBI's taxonomy places the organism in Eukaryota, Fungi, Basidiomycota, Pucciniomycetes, Pucciniales, Pucciniaceae. Bases 1 to 2562 code for a protein of 853 amino acids. The record is from RefSeq and is a predicted model, not a curated record. The transcript has 10 exons.
AUGAAGCCACCGAAGGAAUCCCGAACACAGCGGCUCUUUAGACAACUCAAUGCCGCACAGGACGCAGCGGCUCUUCGCACCCUGGAAGAUUCGAUGGCGCGAGCUCGCCGACAAGCCGAAAUGGCUGAAACUCACGCCGGCGAAUCUUUCCUUGAGCAUCGCGAUGAUACCUUCGAGUUGCCUGAAGAAGUCAGCGAUCAAUUGCCAGGCCUUGAAGAUGAUGAGAAUGAUGAUGGGGACGAUGACUGCGGGGCCUGGGUUACGUUGACUGAAGAAGAACCCGAUGCAAUAGACUUAAUGGUUCAAGCCAGUAAUGAAAGACAUCGUCAGCGCGCUCGAGAAUUCAACUGGAAUGCACUGCUUGACAGCCUCCACCCCAUUUACAUGAUUCAAAAGGCCAUCACCAAGAAUUGGGCCGGGUCAAAUGCCUAUGACGAUUUUGCUAAACCUUGUAACUGUGCACAAUCAAACAGUCUUCGAACAGUAGACCUUGUAGAUAUCUAUGCCCAGCGUCGAGUUGGCAUAAACUUCUGUAGCUGCACACCUGAUGCUAUACGGCUGCUUCAGCUUGGUUAUCUGGCUGGCUCGCCCAUACAUCCUCAGACAGCCUUUUCCUUGCCCCUCCUCAUUUUCCACAACCAUCUGUGGAACAACUGUCAUGUAGGUGCUUUGCCUUUCACUGUGGCCAUGACUCAAUUCCUGGAGCCUCGAUCCCAGCGACUCCAUGCUAGAAAUCACCAACAUGCCCGCGACUUGCGCAAGCCCUUUACCGCCGCAUUAACCGAUCAGAAAAUCCUAGCAUCCCUCUCUUGUCCAGCAUGCUUUGGACCUCAACCCCUCAGCACUUCGAUGUAUCCAGAAACAACCCGUGACCGAUUGGUGGUCUGUCUUGACGGAAAUUUUCAGCAUCGCCACCACUCGAAAGCAAGUCAAAAUCAUGAACAGCUCUGUACCCCCAAAAUCUUUCUUGGACAAGCUGAGGUUGAUCAAGCUACUUGCUUGAUUAGGGAAAGAGAAAUGAAAGACAAUACCCCUGAACAGGUUGACCAAUGUACCCAGUCACAUAAAGCCGCAGAUGAUAAGCGAAACGAGUCAACUUGGAAGGGCUGCGAUGACACGGGGUUGAUGGGUUGCUGCUGCCGACAUGACGCAGCAAUUUACCUUGCUAACAUCCACAAGUCUGGGGAGCAAAGAUGCUUCCCACUUGCAAUUCUUCAGCGAUUGCUGUCUGUUAUUGAACCUACUCGGCAAGUUGGUGUGCUUUACGACAUUGGAUGCUCCUUGGACAAAUUUAUCAACCUGAGGAAACUUCUUGAAAAAGACCGACCUCGACUCAAGUUUGGCACAUCAGUGUUCCAUGCGUAUGUACAUAACUGGAAUUGUCAGUUGGAUUACCAUCCCCGCUUCAACAAAGGAUGGGGACUGUCUGAUGGGGAGGGCUUAGAGCGCAUGUGGUCAUACCUUUCCCCUUUGGUCAGUCCCUUACGAUACGCUACUCGGAACCACCGCUUGGCUUCUAUUGCUCACCAACUGGCACAUCACAAUAGGAAGGGGAUCAAACAACUGUCAACUUUGCUUGGGAAAAGGAACCCCCACAGUCCUAACAAUCGUAACUACACAAGGGCCUUUUUUUUACGCCAAUGGUCUGCACAACGUUCAUUUCAAGAGGAUCAUACCGAUGUGGAAGAGGCGCGAAUGAAGAAGUUGGUUGCUUUGUAUGAGCGAGAAAAUGUAAUAGAUUUGUUGAGAUGUUGUUUACGAAACCCCAGAACUUUGCUUGCCUCAGAGUCAGAGGUACGAGAGCUUCUGGAUUCAAUCAAGUUAGAAUCUGAGAAGCUAAAAGAAGAAGUUGAGAAUCUGUCCAGUGGUGAUAUGCCUGCUGGGAAUGUGGAAGAAAGGAAGAUGCGCCUCCUUCUUUGGAGUGCAAAAUCCGAGUUGUUUGUUCAAGCUGUUCAUCUGAUGGCUGAAAGGCAGCCUCUUUGUGACGCAAAGAAUACUAGAUCACGGUUGGGAACAAGGUUGAAAGAGAAAGUGUUCAAGGCCAUUAAUAAUCGGCGACCUGCGAUUGACAAGUUGAUUGAUGAAUAUAAUAAGAAAUAUUCCCAAUACAAGCUCAAGUUUCCCGAUUGCGCUGGCUCAACAGUUGGUGACAACGGUCUCCUGUCAUACGAAACACUCAGUAGCUUAUCACUUGAUGAUGCUUUCUGGAAUGAUGGCCUGUUUCACCAUUCUGAUGCACCGUGGGCGAUCGAUCCGAAUGUGCGAGAGGGGAUAAGGUGCAUGCUUGUUUUAGACAGAAUUCAAGAAGAGUUCGAGCUCAUUUCCCAAGAAGUUGUGCGGUCAAUGUCCUGGGCUAUUGGUUUACAUGACCAAUUGGUCAAGUAUAUUGGUUAUCUGCAAGACCGUAUCAAUCUCAUGAGUAAUAACUCCUCUGAGCGGCCCAUCGACCAUUUUGAUGCAAUUCACUUGCCUGGGUUGAAUCGGAAAGAGAAGGCAAAUGAAAUCAAGAUUGAAUUGGGCAAUCGACUUGCAUCUCACACGAACUGUAGAAGAAUGGUCUGA